Salvia miltiorrhiza (redroot sage) is the source of this 813-nucleotide messenger RNA. RefSeq lists its product as uncharacterized. Bases 1 to 813 code for a protein of 270 amino acids. The transcript has 3 exons. Lineage: Eukaryota; Viridiplantae; Streptophyta; Magnoliopsida; Lamiales; Lamiaceae. The record is from RefSeq and is a predicted model, not a curated record.
AUGGGAGAUUCUCAACAACAAGACACGAAAAAGAGGGCAAUCUAUGAACCGUGGACUAAGGAACAAAGCGAUGUAUUGUUAGAAAUUUUGGUUGAGUCUGCAAAACGGGGAUGGCGUGAUAAUAGUGGUAUAUUUAGCAAAGCUACUGUUGAAGAAAGAAUACUACCUGUUCUUAAUCAAAGACUUCAGUGUAAUAAGACUUAUAACCACUACCUAAGCCGUAUCAAAUGGUUUAAGACCCGUUGGACUGCUUAUUCAACACUCAUGAAGUUUAACUCUGGUUUUGGCUAUGACAACAACGCUAAAAAGUUCACGGCCCCGGAUGAAGUUUGGGAUGCAUACUAUCAGGCUCACCCAAAAGAUGCAUACUUGCGCCAUGGGAAUUGUCCGGAUUAUGAAGACUUGGAAAUUGCUGUUGGAAACGGUGUGGCGGUAGGGAAAAACUCAAUUGGAUUGGGUAGUGCUACUAAUGCUAGGACAUUAGGAGCUGAUGAAAAUAGAGUUCCGCACAUAGAGGAGUUGAAUUAUGAUGCUGAAACUGAGGCGUUUGUAGGACUUACUCAAGACGAUCCGCCAUCAUCUAGUUCCAAAUCACCUUUGGUAUUUCCUGAAGUCAUGAAUUAUGAAGAUAAAAUUGAAGAUGAAAUUAAAGAUGAAAUGGAAGAUGAACUUGAUGAUGAAAUUGACACAGAAAUGGAGCUUGAAUUUUGUGAUCAAGUUAGGCUUUUGAUGGAGGCAACUAAGGCAAUUAUCAUUUUAUUGGGAAAUAUUAUGGCGAUGCCUCCGACCAUUGACAACUCUUUGAUGCGAUGA